Aegilops tauschii subsp. strangulata is the source of this 1161-nucleotide messenger RNA. RefSeq names its product membrane protein PM19L. The record is from RefSeq and is a predicted model, not a curated record. NCBI's taxonomy places the organism in Eukaryota, Viridiplantae, Streptophyta, Magnoliopsida, Poales, Poaceae.
GUGCGUCUCUUAGCUGCGCGCCGACCUUUCCACCAGAGGAAUGCAUUUCGGUGGCGCUUAUAUAUGCCGCCGAUCACCACGCCGUGAUAGCACCCCACGACCGGAGCGGCAUAGCAAAGGGAGCGAGCAGAGCACACGAGCACGUACGGCGCAUCCAUCCCGUGUUCAGCAGCUAGCAAUAGCAUGGCGAGCGGGGGCAUCAAGACGAUGGCCUCGGGCCUCCUGUUCCUGAACCUCAUCAUGUACGUCGUCGUCGCCGUCAUCGCCGGCUGGGCCGUCAACUACAGCAUCGAAGACAGCGCCCACUCACUGAGGGGCGCGUCGCCGCCGGUGCGCCUGUUCCCGAUCUACUUCCCGAUGGGCAACCUGGCGACGGGGUUCUUCAUCAUCUUCGCGCUCCUGGCCAGCGCAGUCGGCAUCUCCACCUCGCUCACCGGCCUGCGCGACGUCACCGAGGGCUACCCCGCCAGCAUGAUGUCGGCCGCCGCCUCCGCCGUCGUCUCCUGGACCCUCACCCUCCUCGCCAUGGGACUGGCGUGCAAGGAGAUCAGCAUCGGCUGGAGGCCCCCGAGCCUGCGCGCGCUGGAGACGUUCACGAUCAUCCUGGCGGGGACGCAGCUGCUCUGCGUCGGGUCGCUCCACGCCGGGGCCAACGCGGCCAUCGAGCAGACGCCCAUGGGUGUCAGAGCAAGGGUCUGAUCGGUCGACGCAGGCCGGCCGUCGAUGCAGUGUGGUCUAUUUGAAGGUGCAUCAUCAUCAUCAUCUUGGCAAGGAGAAUUAUUGGUUUGCGUGUGCGUGCGUGUGAUGUGAAUAUGCGGAUUAUAUAUGCUACCGUGUCGGCGUUCUCAGGGUGUGUGUGCGCUUGCGGUGAAAUUGUCUCCGGCCCGGUGGGGGUGACAAUCACAUAAUAUGUCGAGUAGUAUUAUUCUCUAAUUUGUGGGACUCUUGCAUUCUGCACAAAAUCUGGCAAAUAUAUAACGUUGUUCAUGCAAAAUCUGGCAAACAUUACUAAUUCUGGGCUCCAUUUAUACAACAGCGUAUUGAACGAUUGAACGGUACGCAACUGGGUCGCUGAAUAGAGACAGAUGAAGCAGAGCUUUCACAAAUUCAGAAGCGGCUCUGUUUUUUUUUUUUGAGGAACACAAGCAGCUCUGUUUUUUU